GGGAAGGCGGUAGGUUAGCUACUCGUUUUGGCUUUACGCGGCCGGGGCCACCUGGUUUCCAGUCAAAGGAAAGGGUCUUUUCAAACUUAUCCGACAAGCAACCACAAUGACAGAAAUAGACAAUCUGAUUCAAACUCAUUUGCUUUUGAAGAACAAGAUCCUCGAGUCCGAGAAGAAACUCAGACAUGACUAUCCUUUCCGACAAAGUCUUUCCGCAAUAGAGCAGAGAGCUUGCUCUAUCGUCCAACGGAUUCGAACCCAUGAGCUUGCCACUGUCUGGUCACCUAACUCUAAUGAUGGAUGCCCAGGAUUAUUUCCUGGCAUCGCAUUUGACCUUGCAAAAGAUACCAUCCAGAAGACAGAGUUGUGGCGUAUCGUCAAACAAUUACCGAAAGGUGCCUUGCUUCAUGCCCAUAUCGAUGGCAUGGUGGAUAUGCAAUGGCUCAUCAAUACUGCUCUCAACACGCCGGGCAUACACAUCAAGUCAGACAUUCCUCUUACUUCCCCGCAUAAAGUCAAGGAAGCCAUGAUUGAGCUUGAAUACCUUCCUGCAUCGUCAUCAAUCCCGCCGUCCGAGCUAUUCUCUCAGUCUUACGUCCCGGGUACGCCUGUGCAGCUUCUCCAAGCCGCGCACAUGUGCCCCUACGGCGAUGCUCAAGCUUUUGAAUCACUUCUGGUUUCCCGAACUACGUUUUCGUUAGAUGAUUGUCUUUCGCACCAUGAAGGAAUUGACAAAAUCUGGUCUCGUUUUGAGUCAAUUUUUCGCGUUUUAGGCGGAAUUACAUUUUACGAGCCUAUAUUUCGCCAGUUCAUUCGUCGUAUGUGUAUGGAAGCCUUGGAUGAUAAGGUUUACUGGAUUGAUCUCCGCGUUGUGUUUCUGUCGCCGUUUAAGCUCUCGAAUGGGGCAACAGGCGACUUUCGAGAUUUGCUUCGGAUAUUCAAUGAAGAAAUCACCAAUUUCCAGCACUCCGAGCUGGGAGCCUCUUUCUGGGGGGCGCGGAUCAUUUGGACAUGUCAUCGACGUCAAGGGGAUGGUUUCAUCCGACGCGAUAUGGAGAAUUGCCUCACAGCAAAAGCCCAGUUUCCGCAUUUGGUUGCAGGUUACGAUCUAGUGGGACAGGAAGGAUUAGGCCGUACACUGGAGGAACAUCUCCCCUCUCUCUUGUGGUUCCAAAACGAAUGCCAGAAAAGAAAUUUGGAUAUCCCUUUUUUCUUCCACGCCGGUGAAGUAUCAGGAGACGGUGACUCCCACGAUCUGAAUCUUCUAGAUGCUGUCAUCAUAGGUACGAAGCGAAUCGGCCAUGGGUAUUCGCUUUUUAAGCAUCCCGUCAUUAUGAAUGAAGUGAAGUCUCGGGAUAUUUGCGUUGAAGUGUGCCCUAUCAGUAAUGAACUUCUCCGCCUAAACGGAAGCGUGUCAAGCCAUCCAGUACCAGCAUUGCUGGCCAAUGGGGUUGCUGUGGCACUAUCGAGUGAUACCCCAGGGGUUUUUGGACAUAUUGGAACCCGUGUCAGUUGCGAUUUCUGGCAGAUCCUGAACAAUUUCGAUUCCAUUGGACUCGAAGGUCUGGGUGAUAUCGCAGAGACAAGCAUAUGCUAUGCAGCAUUCGCAGACGAUAAUGGAUGUUGCGAGGAGAUGGGCCCACACUCAGGUAACAAGCGAAAAAUUCGGGUUUCAGAAUGGCGAAAGCAAUGGGUGGAAUUUUGCAAAUGGGUGAUCGAGGAGUAUUCCGGUUACGUCGAACAAAUCUCGCAGAGUUGAAAAGCCUGCUAUUGUAAUGAGUAUUUAAGACUAUUUCUCUGGAAAGAAAUGGCCAACUAUGGGCAGGUUGAAGUCCGUGAAAACUAAAUAUCUGCAUAUAGAUAAGAUCCUUCUC
Messenger RNA from Aspergillus alliaceus, 1874 nucleotides. RefSeq lists its product as uncharacterized. The transcript has 3 exons. Gene Ontology annotation, molecular function: adenosine deaminase activity. Gene Ontology annotation, biological process: inosine biosynthetic process; adenosine catabolic process. The record is from RefSeq and is a predicted model, not a curated record. Bases 107 to 1759 code for a protein of 550 amino acids. Lineage: Eukaryota; Fungi; Ascomycota; Eurotiomycetes; Eurotiales; Aspergillaceae.